CAAGGCCACGGAUACAACACGUUCGGCGCUCUCCGUCGUGCAUUUUGAUCCCUGCCGUCCACUGUAGGUCGCAUCACUGAUUGGCUAACUUCUGCCACAUGACCUGCCCCCAUCUGUGCCAACAUGGCGGCGCCCAGGUCUUAAUCGGGAAAAUGUGCACCAAGACCAAUUCGGUUCUCGGUUUCGCGAAAGGAGAUGUGUAGGCCACUCGGCCCAGGAACGCACCUCUCUGAUCCUCUCUGUGCCCUCCUGAUCCAGGCUUGGCGGGCAGAGGCUACUGCGGAUGUCCCAUGCGAGGAUUGCCCUGGGGCUAAAUCUGACUCUUCGCUCCGCCCGCGGUCUCUGUAGAGCUCGGUUUACGGAGGGGCAGCCCCAAGGGCCGGCUAACCCAACCUCAAUGGAGAACGGCACGAUGCGCUGCGGGGAAAAGCGUCCAGCUGCGGCCCAGGAGACGACGGUCACCGAGGGGGCCGCCAAGAUCGCCUUCCCUAGCGCCAACGAAGUCUUCUACAACCCAGUGCAGGAGUUCAACAGGGACCUGACAUGUGCUGUGAUCACUGAAUUUGCUCGCAUUCAACUUGGGGCCAAAGGAAUCCAGAUCAAGGUGCCAGGUGAAAAGGAGGUGCAAAAGGUGGUGGUGGACUUGUCAGAGGAAGAGGAGGACAAGGCUGCACUGAAAGAGGGUGCAGACCUGGCCCCGGGAAACCCACCUCGAACAGCCACUGUGGGGGAGAUCUGUGAGGAAGGCCUGCGAGUGCUGGAGGGCCUGGCAGCCUCAGGUCUUCGUUCCAUUCGCUUUGCCCUAGAGGUGCCUGGGCUCCGAUCCGUGGUUGCCAAUGAUGCCUCUGCCCGAGCUGUGGAUCUCAUACGUCAUAAUGUGCAGUUCAAUGAAGUGGCCCACCUGGUACAGCCCAGCCAGGCAGAUGCCCGGAUGCUGAUGUACCAGCACCAGCGGGUGUCGGAUCGGUUUGAAGUCAUUGACCUGGACCCCUAUGGCAGCCCUGCCCCUUUUCUGGAUGCAGCUGUGCAGGCUGUGAGUGAAGGAGGGCUGCUGUGCAUUACCUGCACGGACAUGGCAGUGCUGGCGGGGAACAGCGGGGAGACGUGCUACAGCAAGUAUGGGGCCAUGGCCCUCAAGAGCCGAGCCUGCCACGAGAUGGCCCUGAGGAUCGUCCUACACAGCCUGGACCUCCGUGCCAACUGCUACCAGCGCUUUGUGGUGCCACUGCUCAGCAUCAGCGCUGAUUUCUAUAUACGCGUUUUUGUUCGUGUCUUCACCGGCCAGGCCAAGGUCAAGGCUUCAGCCAGCAAGCAGGCGCUGGUAUUCCAGUGUGUGGGCUGUGGAACCUUCCACUUUCAGCGCCUUGGCAAAGUGUCGGGGGCCUCUGCUGGCCGGGUCAAGUACUCUGCAGCCUGCGGUCCCCCCGUCACCCCUGAGUGUGAGCACUGCGGGCAGCGGCACCAGCUCGGUGGCCCCCUGUGGAUAGAGCCAAUCCAUGACCUGGAUUUUGUGGGCCGUGUCCUAGAGGCUGUGAGCACCAACCCCAGCCGCUUCCACACUUCGGAGCGGAUCCGAGGAGUCCUGAGUGUCAUCACUGAGGAGCUGCCGGAUGUGCCUCUGUACUAUACGCUGGACCAGCUGAGCAGCACCAUCCACUGUAGCACACCCAGUCUCCUGCAGCUGCGGUCAGCCCUCCUCCAUGCUGGCUUCCGGGUCUCACUCUCCCAUGCCUGUAAGAAUGCCGUGAAGACAGAUGCCCCUGCCUCAGCCCUCUGGGACAUCAUGCGCUGCUGGGAGAAGCAGUGCCCAGUGAAACGAGAACGGCUGUCUGAGACCAGCCCGGCCUUCCGCAUUCUCAGCGUGGAGCCCAGGCUACAGGCCAACUUCACCAUCCGGGAUGAUGCCAACCCUAGCUCCCGCCAGCAAGGACUCAAGCGCUUUCAGGCCAACCCCGAGGCCAACUGGGGCCCCCGGCCCCGUGCCCGGCCAGGGGGUAAGGGAGUGGGCGAAGCUAUGGAGGACAGACGCAGGUUGCGCCAGAAUAAGCGAAAGGAACCAGCUGAGGACCUGGCCCAGCGGGCUGCCCGGCUUAAGACAUUUCCUUGCAAGAGGUUUAAGGAGGGCACUUGUCAACUGGGGGACCAGUGCUGUUACUCCCAUAGACUCUUGACACCUGAGGCUACUGCUGAAGCUGCCCCCACUGACUGUCCACAGACCCCCAACCAGAACCCUGCUGGGUCUGGGGCCACCACUGGUCCAGGUGUAGAUUGAGCCAAUAAAGAGACUUCACCUUG
This is a messenger RNA of Miniopterus natalensis, 2295 nucleotides long. RefSeq names its product tRNA methyltransferase 1 (gene TRMT1). Lineage: Eukaryota; Metazoa; Chordata; Mammalia; Chiroptera; Miniopteridae. Gene Ontology annotation, molecular function: RNA binding; metal ion binding; tRNA (guanine) methyltransferase activity. The record is from RefSeq and is a predicted model, not a curated record. Gene Ontology annotation, biological process: tRNA N2-guanine methylation. Gene Ontology annotation, cellular component: nucleus.